AUGACGAAAUUCGGUGAAACAGUAAAAAUAAUUACAUUAAGUAUGAUAAUACGUAUUCAACGCAUUACGUUACGUGUGGGUCAGCUUGAAUCAGAGGUAGAAAACAUUGAAAUUGAACAAAUUUUAAUUAAAGCAGAAAAUGUACAAGAAUUAAUCGAAGACAACAACAUUAAAGUCGAAUCAGAAGAAGAAAACAUUGGAAAUGUACAAAUAUCAAUUGCAGAAAAUAUUAAAAUUGAACCAGAAUUAAUUGAGGAAGAAAACAUUAAAAUAGAACGGGAAUUAAAUACUGAAUUAAUAAUCAAGGAAGAAGAUGUCGAGAAAGGAGAAAUCUUAGAAUCAUUUUAUAGUAGUGACGGAUCAUUUAAUAAAGUUGAACAUAGACGAAUCCAUGGUGAAGAAAAACAGUUUUCAUGUGAUAUUUGUGAUAAAUCAUUUACGGAAAGAAGCAUUCUAGUUGAACAUCAGCGAAUACAUACAAGAAAAAAACCACUCUCAUGUGAAAUUUGUAAUAGAACAUUUAAAUUUCGUAGCCAAUUAGUUAAACAUGGACGAACUCAUGAAAAAGGAUUUUUCUGUGAUGUAUGUAACGCGAAAUUUGAGUUGCCAUGGAGUUUAGUGAAACAUAAGCGAAUUCAUACUGAAGAAUUAGAUCAACAUCAACGAAAUGCUGCUGGUGAAAAAGUAUUUACUUGUGAAAUUUGUGAUAAAACAUAUAAUCAUCAAGCUAAUUUAAUUCUACAUAAAAGAAUUCAUAGUAGUGAAAAACCGUUUUCAUGUGAUAUUUGUGAUAAAUCAUUUUCCCAGCAAAGUACUUUAGUUGAACAUCAACGUAUUCAUACAGGUGAUCCAUUUUCAUGUAAAAUUUGUAAUGAAAUAUUUGAAUAUCGCAGUCAUUUAGUUGAACAUCAACGAAGUCAUACAGAUGAAAAACUAUUUCCCUGUGAUGAAUGUGAUAAAACAUUUAUGGUAGAAUAUACUUUAGUUCAACAUAAGCGACUUCAUACCGGAGAAUUUUCAUGUGACAUCUGUGGCAAAGCAUUUCGAGAGCAAUACGAAUUAGUUCACCAUAAAGAACUUCAUGGGAAUAUAAAAUUAUUUUCACGAACUCAUAAUGAAGAAAAACAGUUUUCAUGUGAAGAAUUUACGGAACGAAAAACUUUAGUUGAACAUCAACGAAUUCAUACAGACGAAAAACCAUUUUCAUGUGAAAUUUGUAAUAAAACAUUUCAAUAUCGUAAUCAUUUAGUUGGCCAUCAACGAAGUCAUACCGGACAAAAAGUAUUUUCCUGUGAGGUAUGUAAUAAAAAAUUCGCGCUACCAUGGAAUUUAGAUCAACAUAAACGAAUUCAUAUGCUUGAAGAAUUUGUAUGUAAUAUCUGUGGCAAAACAUUUAGUCAGCAAGAUGAAUUUCUUCAACAUCAACAUUUUCAUGCGAGUGAAAAAUUAUUUUCGUGUGAAAUUUGUAAUAAAUCAUUUAAUAGUCGAAGCCAGUUUGUUGAACAUACACGAAUCCAUAGAGCUUUCACAUAUCCGUUUUCAUGUGAUAUUUGUGAUAAAAAAUUUACGCAACGAUGUACUUUACUUCGACAUAAACGAAUACAACAUAAAGGAGAAUUUUCAUGCGAUACUUGA
This is a messenger RNA of Chrysoperla carnea, 1635 nucleotides long. Its product is annotated as zinc finger protein OZF-like. The transcript has 3 exons. Bases 1 to 1635 code for a protein of 544 amino acids. NCBI's taxonomy places the organism in Eukaryota, Metazoa, Arthropoda, Insecta, Neuroptera, Chrysopidae. The record is from RefSeq and is a predicted model, not a curated record.